AUGGGUAACUCGCAGAGAACGAUUCCUCCCUGUCGCAUGCAGAGGAGGAAGAGGAGUAGGAGAGGAGGAAGACAGGAGAAGGACAUUGCAGCUGUCUCUAACCUGGAUGUGGAGAGUAAGCUAACAGUGCACUACCAGGCCCCAUGGCACCAGCACCACAACGUGUUUCACCCCUGCAGCCGGCCGCCAUGCGUAGAGGAGCUCCACAGAUGUGCCAAGCAGAGCCUGCGAGCCCUGCACAGAGACCAACAGCAACGUCAACGGUCGAACAGCCGCGAGCGCAGAGUGACCAUCUCCAUCUCUGGGGCUCCUCCAAUGCCCACCCUCCCUUCCCCACGCACCCUCAGACGGCACGAGCAGAGGGGCAGGCACAGCCGCGCGUAUGACCGUACCCGCUCCCCCACCCCCACUGAAUGUUGCCUCUUCACCCCAUGGACCAGAAAGGCUGCCACUACCACUGACCCUGAUGCUGAGCCUGCAGUGGGCCACAGGUCUACUGGUGCUAUCCCCAACCCCCCCUCCACACUGGACAAGCAGACCAACUGGUCCAAGGCCCUGCCUCUGCCCACCCCCCAGGAGAGGAUGAAGAGUGACCCAGCAGUCGUGUCCUCGUGCAUCAUCCCCAUCAACGUCACUGGGGUGGGGUUCGACAGGGAGGCUAGUGUGCGCUGCUCCCUGGUACACUCCCAGUCUGUGCUGCAGAGGAGGAGGAAGCUGAGGAGGAGGAAGACCAUCACUGGUAUCCCCAGACGAGUUCAGCAGGACAUGGACUCUGAUGAGUCUCCAGUGGCGAGGGAAAGGACCGUGAUGGUCCACACCAACCCUCACCUGUCCCUCUGUCAGGAGGAGCUGUCCCUCCGAGGGGGACACACCAAGGACUCCGGCUGCCAGACGGACGACUGCCUGAUCGGUGGCGGUGGUGCCCCGUCCAGGAGACGUAUACGUGCCCAGCGCGGCGGCCAGGGGGGCAUCCCCGCCUCCCUCUCCCACUCCACCGGGAACAUCUCCUCGCUCCCCGACCACCCUGACACCGCCAUGUACACCGCCUCCGGCUCCCGCCUCCGCUCCCGCAGCCUCCCCCGCGAGGGCGGCCGCAUACGCGACGAGGACCAGGACGACAGUGAUGAAGAUGAGGAUGAUGAUGACGACGAUGAUGAUGAAGAUGAGGAGCUCUCUCCGUACGAGACGGAGGACUUCCUCCCGGGAACGGGGCCAAGGAUGUUAAAGGACGAGGAGGAGAGUACGGAUGACCAGGCCAUGCCAGAGCUGCAGCUGGGGAGUCUGAAGAGGAUACAGCAAGGAGACGGGGGGAGUCCAGAACACAUGUGGAUGGAGAGGGGUCGCUCCCGCCUCCCCCGUCAGGUCGACAUGGGGAGCUGUGAGAUCUCCUCCAGCUCAGACACCUUCAGCAGCCCCAUCCACUCUGUCUCUACUACGGGGGUGCUGAGAGGACAGAUAGACCACAAGGAGGAUCACCAGUCGUCCAGUGGUAACUGGAGUGGCAGCAGUUCCACAUGCCCCUCCCAGACCUCCGAGACACUCCCCCCCGCCGCCUCCCCCCCUCUGACCGGCUCCUCCCACUGUGACUCGGAGCUGUCGCUCAACGCCGCGCCACACGCCAUCGAUGACCUCACCGGCUUUAUCAUCGACCCGUACCAUUCGGAUCAGCCGCAGGGCCAGGGUCAUAGGUCCAGCUCCUUCACCUCCUCAGCCACUGACCAGCUGGAUGAUGCAGGGGUCAGCACUGCCAGCGAGGGAGAGUGGACCUACCCUCAAGACCAGGCUGAUCAGGACCAGCUGUGUAGUCAGGACUUCAGCCCCAGGCGUUCCUCCAGGGGGGACCAGACCAGGAUAGACUUCACCAGCAUCAGCACCUACGACGGCUUCUCAGAGCGAGCUCCCCCUACUGCUGCAGCAGACUCCCAGGGCUUCUACUCAUCCUCCAUGCACUUUGACCCCAUGCAGGGCCAGAGUUACAGGAGCUACAUGUACAACUAUGCAGCAGUGGGCUCUGGCGCUGACUGUGGCCAGGGUAAUACUGUGGGCGCUACGCCUGGUGAGGGAGAGGGCAUGGCUGGGUAUCCUCCUCAGUCCUCUGACUACAGGGGAGCCACCCUGACGCUAGGGAGGCCGUGUCGUCCGCUGAAGAAACCAAAGGUCAAGCCACCCCCACCAAAACGGAGCUCAUCGCUGAAGGAGAAGUGUAGCGCUGGUGCUCCAGAGAACGUCCCCCCUGAGCAGGGCGAUGAGCAGGGCGACCAGGACCAACCAAAGAUUCAUAGUAGUGGGCAGACCCAGACCCUGAACCUGCCCAUGUCUUCCAGGGACAGAGAGAUGAGGCUGCAGCUGGACAUGGCCAGCCCAGGGGAGGUGGAGAAUCCUGGGUUGGAGGCUGAGGCGGUGGGUGGUGGUGGUGGAGGUGCCUGGGGGAUGGGGAGCCCCAGGAGCCCCAGGACUGUGGAGAUGACGGAGCCCACCUCGUUCGGGUCCACGGACACUCACUCCUUCAAGGACGAGGGCGCCGUUCAGUCUGACUAUGCAGACCUCUGGUUCCUCAACGACUUGAAAUCCAAAAAUAACCUGGACCCCAACGGCUCCUUGUCCACCUCCAGCACUGCUACGGGUACUACUGUUAUCGAAUGCAUGAAGUCGCCGCUGGACAGCUCCUCCUCUCCCGGGGGAGAGACCCAGGCGUUGAUGCAUUCCUCUGGCUCUGGUUCCAGCUCCUCCAGGCCCACCUCCCCUCCUCUUCCCCCCGGGGAUGGAGACUUCAAGCUGGGCUCUCCUGAGAAGCUGGCUGGCCUCGCCUCGCCCUCCAGCGGAUACUCUAGCCAAUCCGAGACGCCCACGUCUUCAUUCCCAUUAGCGUUCUUCCCCGGCCCGCUCUCUCCGACCAGCGGGAAACGGAAACCCAAAGUCCCCGAAAGGAAGUCUUCUCUAUCCUCGCUGCAGCACCAGGCCCAGACCCAAUUCUCUAGCUCGGCCUCUGGAUCCUCCUCUUCCUGUUCCUCUUCCUCUUCCUCGUCAUCCAGGAAGGACUAUGACUUCCCGGCUCCACCCACCCAGCUGGACUUAAGUUCUCUUCACAGCGCCCACAGCAGCCGGCCGUUACCCACUCUGGCCCACCGGACCCACAUGCACACACUGCACCAGAACAAGCAGAGGGCAGCAGCAGCAGCAGCAGCAGAGGCCCGGGCCACCGCGGGUAACACUGCAGCCGCUAACGCUAAUGCUAGUGCUAAAGCUAGUGCUAACGCUACCGCUAGUGCGAAUGCUAACACUAGUGCUAACGCUAGUGCAGCCCCCUCUGGGUUUAUCUAUGGAUCCACUCUGACCCCAGAGGCCCCACUUGCUGCCAACCCCAUGGCCCUGGCCAUCACCCCCACUGUGCUGCGCUCCGUCCAUCUACGUUCCAUCGGCCACAGGGCCACAGAUGGUUCUCAGCCCCAGGCCCGGGGCCAGGCUCAGGGUGCUCAGGGCCAGGAGCCUCCACCACCACCACAAGCAUGGGCCCACGAGGCUUCAGGGGCCCCUGCCACCAGACCCAAGAUGCCCAGUGUAACCAUUGUGACCCCCCACUCUGACACCAACACCAGGCCCCUGCCACCCAGGAGACCCAUCGCCCAGAAACCCCCGCCACCACCGUCCCAGGACCCCCACCACCCUUCUCAGGAGCAACACCACCACUCUGUACCCCAGCCCCAGCACCAUCCCACCCCCAUGCAGCACCCGGACGGCCCCCCGCCCUAUGAGAGCCUGGCCAGGCACCGGCAGGACCGCUACAGCCCCGGAACCUUCUGGGCAAUGACGGCGUUCCGGACGCGGCCUGCGGAACCUUUGGAACCUGAGGAACCCACGCACCGAGCUCCACCGCCAACUCCGGAACCCGUGAUUCCUACUACACACCCGGAGUGCCACGUGCUAGGGGAGCGGACAGAGGAUGAAGAAGACGAGGAGGAGGAAGAGCACGAUAGAGAGAUAUCAAGGGUUAUGAGUCACAGUCAAGGCCUAAUUAGAGAAUAUCGAGAAUAUCAUCAAAGAGAACAUCCAAGGGAACCACCGACGUACGAGACGCUAGAGGAGUCCCACUCAUAUCAGUCCCAGUCGCAUUAUCACAGCCAGUCACAGACACACUCCUGUCACAGUCAAAUGGUCCAGAGGUGGGACUUGGGCCCAAGCAGCAGUCCUGACAAAGUGCCCGGUGUAACUGUGGAAGCAUCACACCCUUACUCAAUUAGCCAUGUGAUAGAUCUAAGAGGUAGGGGUGGAGAGGACCGCUAUGAGAUGACAUCAUCAGGGGUUCCUACCAGAAGUGCCUCUCAGGAUAACAGCAGAGAUGACUCCACCACACCGGACACAGAGGACUACUUCAGCAAAGAGUCUACUAGUCCCAGUGAUAACUCCCUCUCUCCUCUGACUGACGAAACAACCAAACCUGAUGAUGAUGUUGUCUUCAUGUCGCCCAGCAAAUCACGUACUACUGAAGACCUGUUCGCCAUGAUCCACAGGUCCAAGAGAAAAGUCCUGGGCCGUAAGGACUCUGGAGAGCUGAGUGGGAAGAGCCGUCUGUGUCCUCCUCCUGCUGCCGUCGUUCCCCCUGCAGCUAUCCUCCCAGCCAUCCCCCCUCCGCCCCCUCUCAUCAUCCCACCCGCCCCAGCCCUCUCCACCCUGACCGCAGCCGGGACCCAGCGCACCCCAGGACCCAUCUACCGCAGCGCCAAGAAGUCCAGCACCUCCAACGAGGAGUUCAAGCUGCUUCUCCUGAAGAAGGGCAGCCGGACUGAUUCCAGCUACCGCAUGUCUGCUACAGAGAUCCUCAAGAGCCCCAUCGCCCCGAAGUCCCCUGGGCACCCCUUGGCUGCGGAGGGCCAGGUCAGGUACCCCACCGAGGAGCCCCCCUCUCCCCUCCAGGAGCCGUCAUUGCAGGCGGCCGGGGAGCAACUCUUCCCCCCCAGCCUCUUCCCCAGGCCCAGUUCAGACAGCUUCAGCCCUAAAACACCCCCCACGUCGGCUUCGUCCAGACAGGGGCGCUCCCGGAUCCCCCCUGCAGCCAAUAGUAGUCGCUACAGCACCCGUAGCCGACUCUAUACGGCACCCAUGCAGGUCAUAUCAGAGGGGGAGACUGAGAACUCAGAUGGGAGUCCUCAUGAUGAUCGCUCCUCGUAAAGAAAAUGGCAUGCUCAGUGCAGAAACAUGUACCCUAUUCCUUAUUUGGUGUACUACUUUUGACCAGGGCCCAUAUAAGGAAUAGGAUGCCAUUUGGGACGUAGACAUAUUUAUAUGGAUCUGGUUCAGUGCUGUUACUGUUCUUAUCUACUGAGUACUGACGGAUACACAACUAAACAAAGAGUGGCUAACCAGAGAGAAGACUACUCUGGACUACCUGCCUGGGGAUUUGAUAUCUAUGUGCAGAACUGAAGAACACAACUUUGUGUUUUGUUCAGAGUGUAAAGAAAGAAAAAAAUAUCUUGUUUUGAACUUUGAACUCCCUUUUUAAAUAACCCAAGAUCCUGUAUUGAGUUAAACGUGGACAAGAGGAGAAAAAUGGAGCGGUAAGACAACCUGUGUGUGUGUUGAAGCAAAUGGAACAUCCAUCGUCAUUUUUUAUCUUCUUGGAUGUUGGAUGACUUGUAUGUCGUGUCCUAACGUGACCCUAAAAUAACUGCUUUCCAAAAGAAUUGCAUUUCUCUCUACACUUACCCAGAGGACAGGUCAUUACCCAGAGGACAGGUCAUUACCCAGAGGACAGGUCAUUACCCAGAGGACAGGUCAUUACCCAGAGGACAGGUCAUUAUUUCAACCAUAAACAAAAUAUUCCCAGUCGACAGAAAUGAAUAAGCUGUAUGUUUUGUAUUGCUACCGCCCCAACACAAAACAAUGGACUGUGAUCACUAUUGACAACCAUGUGUCUAAGCAUUGUUUUACCAAGAGUGAGUUAACAACACACAUAGGUCUACGUGCCAUCCUCACAUAGAUAAACUACAUGUAAAGAAAUAGGAAUGACCUAUGCCCCUAGAAGUGCUCUCAGUGCAGGGAUUCCUGGCAGGGACACAUAAGGUAAAUAUUUGGUCUUGUUGAAGUGAUUUGGUGCAGAUGUCAAGGUGUCAGAAGAGAUGAUGGGACAGUCGUGCUGUGGCCUUUCUGUGCUGGAGGGCCAAGCAUGCAGGGGAUUCACUGACUACUCCAGAGGAGAUAUUUUGGACUAUAAAAACAAACAAAGAGUGAAAAGCUAUCGAGGGUCUUUACUACUAAUGUUUGGCUAGCUAGCUGGGAGGUUGAAAUGAAUCGGGUUUUCAAAGCUUCUCCUUUGCACUUCGUCAUUAUCAAUUCUUCAAGAAUAUUCCUUGAGAAAAAUAAAACUAAUCUUAUAAUGGAAAA
Messenger RNA from Salvelinus namaycush (lake trout), 6378 nucleotides. RefSeq names its product Nance-Horan syndrome protein-like. Gene Ontology annotation, biological process: lens development in camera-type eye; cell differentiation. Bases 1 to 5166 code for a protein of 1721 amino acids. The transcript has 12 exons. The record is from RefSeq and is a predicted model, not a curated record. Lineage: Eukaryota; Metazoa; Chordata; Actinopteri; Salmoniformes; Salmonidae.